GCUUUCCAUUUUAUUGAAUAAUUCAAAUAAAGCCAUAUUAUAAUUGCAUAAUUGAGUAUCAUCUUUCCAAAUCUAUGGGUCAUGUUAAUGGUUGUUAUCCAAAACCUUUCACGUGCUUCACUGCUUCUCCCUGGCAUUAUUUGCAGUUAGCUAGUCACUCUACGCAACACCCAAUACCCGUAGGCCAUUGCCCUCUCCUUCUUUCCCCAAUAUUCUCCUUCCGCAACACUAACUGUUGUUAACUACUGAUUCACUCAAAUGAUCCAUCAACCCUACGUUAAUCACCCCCCAUCAAACCCUUGGUUUCGCCAUUGUUGAUUUUGAAGAUGAGGCCAAACCGCAUUCAAACUGCCAUUCUUUUCCUUUCCUUUUACACACUAUCUGUUUCAGCUUUAAAUCUCUCUUCGACACCGGAGAACGAUGCUUUAUCGAUACUAGCAUUCAAAUCCAAAGCAGAUCUCCGCAACAAGCUUCCCUAUUCCGUUAACUCGAGCUCCACCUACUGUAAAUGGCAGGGAGUACAAUGCCAGACCGACGGUAAGGUUGUGCGACUCGUUCUUGAGAAGUUAAGCCUCGCAGGUGUUUUUGCUCCCAACACAUUGACUCGCCUAGAUCAGUUACGAGUCCUGAGUCUGCAGAGCAACUCGCUCACCGGACCCAUUCCUGAUCUCGCCGGACUCGUUAACCUCAAAACCCUGUUUCUGGACCACAACUCCUUCAGUGGUGUUAUUCCGCCCUCGAUCUCUUCCCUUCAUCGUCUUCGGACCCUAGAUCUCUCCCACAAUAAUUUAUCCGGUGUCAUUCCUGUUGAUUUAGCAAAUUUAGACCGAUUAAACUACCUUCGACUCGAUUCAAAUCGUUUUAAUGGUUCGAUUCCACCUCUCAAUCAGUCAUCUCUUCAGAUCUUCAAUGUUUCUUUCAAUAGUUUAUCUGGUCCGGUUCCUGUAACCCCUACACUCGCUAACUUCACGGCUUCCUCGUUCUCGUCUAACCCUGGACUGUGUGGUGAGAUCGUCCGUACAGAAUGCAGCAUCAUCGGACCAUUCUUCGGUAAAAAUUCCACGGUAACAUCGACAUUAACACCGCCACCUCGAGUGGUGCUAGGGCAAAGCGCGGAAAUGGAAAAGGGGGUGGCGGGUGUUACAGAUUCCGGUUCGAGAAAGCACAAGAGAUUAGCACUGAUAUUUGGUUUCUCAGCUGGAGUUCUGGUCCUAAUUUCAUCAAUAAUGUGUGUACUCAUAUCAAUCAAGACAUCGGAGAAGAAGAAGAGAAAGGAUAUUAUGUCAACAAGCGAGAUAAUGGAAAUGGCAGCGGCGGCGGACGCAGCCGCGGAGGUAAUGAGGAUGGAGGAAACAAACGAGUUGGAAGAAAAGGUGAAGAAACUCCAACAGGGGAUUGCAAUGGGGAAAAGCGGAAACCUCGUGUUUUGCGCCGGCGAAACUCAGUUGUACAGCCUUGAACAGCUGAUGAGAGCGUCGGCGGAGUUGCUAGGAAGAGGAUCGGUGGCAACCACAUACAAAGCCGUUCUGGACAACCGUCUAAUCGUCUGCGUGAAACGGUUAGACGCCGCGAGAUUGGCCGGAACCACCAAGGAGACAUUUGAGAGACACAUGGAGGCGGUGGGUGGGCUGCGCCACCCAAAUCUCGUCCCUCUUAGAGCUUAUUUUCAGGCGAAAGAAGAACGACUACUCGUUUAUGAUUACCAGGCCAACGGAAGUCUCGAGUCUCUCAUCCAUGGUUCAAAGUCAACAAGAGCAAAACCACUACACUGGACAUCAUGCUUAAAAAUAGCCGAAGAUGUAGCACAAGGUCUCGCAUACAUUCACCAAGCAUGGAGACUUGUUCACGGGAAUCUCAAAUUAUCCAAUGUCCUUCUCGGUUCUGAUUUUGAAGCGUGUCUUUCUGACUACUGCCUCACCGCCAUCUCCAACCGCCAUCCUGAUGGCGGCAACGCUGAUUCUGCCGCCCAUGAGCCGCCGGAAACCCGCAAGUUAAACCACCAACCCACCGCCAAAUCGGAUGUCUACUCGUACGGGGUUUUGUUGCUUGAGCUUUUGACGGGGAAACCGGCUGUGGAGCACCCGCAUUUGAUGCCGGAAGAUAUGGUGGAGUGGGUGAAGUCGGUGAGGGAUGGUGGUGGUGGUGGUGGGGUUGUGGUGGAGGAUCACCGGUUGGUUAUGUUGGUGGAGGUGGCGAUUGUGUGUAGGGUGAGUUCGCCGGAGCAGAGACCGACGAUGUGGCAGGUGUUGAAGAUGAUUCAGGAGAUUAAAGAAGCGGCGGUGGUGGAGGAUUAUGGGGUGGAAUUGGAGCCAACGAAUGGGACAGUAUAGGGAAAGUUAUUUGGUCUUUGAAAGAAAAUGUUUGUUGUAAAGAUUUUGGUUUUUGAAAUGAAAUUAAUCAAAUUAUGAUGA
Lactuca sativa (garden lettuce) is the source of this 2411-nucleotide messenger RNA. Its product is annotated as putative inactive receptor kinase At5g67200. The record is from RefSeq and is a predicted model, not a curated record. Gene Ontology annotation, biological process: protein phosphorylation. Gene Ontology annotation, molecular function: protein binding; ATP binding; protein kinase activity. NCBI's taxonomy places the organism in Eukaryota, Viridiplantae, Streptophyta, Magnoliopsida, Asterales, Asteraceae.